Alternaria atra is the source of this 1104-nucleotide messenger RNA. RefSeq lists its product as uncharacterized. Bases 1 to 1104 code for a protein of 367 amino acids. The transcript has 2 exons. NCBI's taxonomy places the organism in Eukaryota, Fungi, Ascomycota, Dothideomycetes, Pleosporales, Pleosporaceae. The record is from RefSeq and is a predicted model, not a curated record.
AUGGCCGACAACCAAGAGAAGGGUAUCGUGGGGCGAGCACGUGGAAUGUCGUUGUCGUUACUGCACACGACGCCGCAGUUGGGCAUGUGGCAAGCCACAGCAACAGCCAUGGCUCAAGCACCAAAUUUGACUGAAUUGAGAGAGCCGGAAUCUGGCGGCUCGAACAUCACGUUUGAUGCACAUGGCCAUGCAACUCGUAUCGCGGUACCAGAUGACGACGGCGAACUCACCUUGGUCAAGUCGCAGACGAGGAUCCUCAGUCGCCCAGCAACAGACGCUGAUUUACCGGGAGAGGUACACAAUAAGGCCGAGAAGCAUUCUCGAAAGCAUCAUGGCCACGGAUUCCAUCGGCGUCCGACUCUGAAGGAGAAACACGCAUCCGCCCACAAGGAACCAUGGGGUUCUACCAUCAAGCAUGGUCUCAAGGCGUUCUGGGUCUUCUUCCUCACACCAUCGGGCUUCCUGAUUACCAUUUAUGGCCUCAACAUUGUUGCAUGGGGCGCAAUGCUUUUCUUCCUGCUCCUCAAUGCCGCGCCGGCCAUGUGCCACCCCAGCUGCGACGACGACAACAGCGCGCGGAAGAUCUGGCUGGAGAUUGAUAGCCAGAUUCUCAACGCGCUUUUCUGCGUCACGGGCUUCGGCCUAGCACCCUGGCACUUUCGCGACUUCUACUGGGUGUUGCGCGCCGUGCACGCUCACGAUGCAAAUGCCAUGCGCCGCCUCUUCAAUCAGAACAAAGCCUGGUUCCGCCCACCGGCUUGGUUUACGGAUAACGAGGGCUGGCGCGGAGAGGAAGAGCUACAGCCUGCGACGUUCACUGGAAUGAGGGCGCCGCCUACAAGUAUGUGGAAGUUGGCGUUCACGGUGGACAUGAUGGUGUUGAACACGCUGUUGCAGGCGGUGCUUUGUUUCUUCAUGUGGCAUUACAAUCGAUUAAAUCGGCCGACUUGGGCAACCGGUACCUUCAUUGCUCUUGGAUGCGGCGUUGCGAUGUUCGCGGGUAUCAUGUCUUGGUGGGAGGGGCGGAAGGUGAAGAAGAUCGAAGGCCCGGAGAUCAAAAUAGAGGCCAAAGCAGAACAGUCGGUUGAGGAUAGCGGAGUCUAG